This is a messenger RNA of Cloeon dipterum, 1551 nucleotides long. RefSeq names its product serine protease 38-like. Gene Ontology annotation, biological process: proteolysis. Gene Ontology annotation, molecular function: odorant binding; serine-type endopeptidase activity. The coding region runs from base 364 to 1551 and encodes 395 amino acids. The record is from RefSeq and is a predicted model, not a curated record. The transcript has 12 exons. Lineage: Eukaryota; Metazoa; Arthropoda; Insecta; Ephemeroptera; Baetidae.
AACAGGAUGUGAGGACUGUAUAAAAGCCAAGCCGAGUUAGUGCGCUGGCACUUUUGACAGAGCUCAUCGCAAAGAUGAGCGCAUUCAGAAGUUUUCUUUUGGGAUUCCAAAUCCUGAUCCUGUUCAAUGCUGCUAGCGUAAAUGCAGCGACAAAAGACAACAAACCGAGCAUAUUCGUGAAGAACAAUGGACAAAUAGUCCAACCCGUGCACACCAAGAACACCAAUAAUAUUGGCGCACAAAUCAUCGGGGGAUCGCAGGCUGCUGCAGGAGUAUUCCCAUGGCACGCUUGGCUGGACAUAUUGCAAAUCGGCUGUCGGUGGAUACUUGUGCGGUGCUUCGCUGAUCGCGCCAAAGUACGCGAUGUCCGCGUGUCACUGCAUCAUGCCGAUUUCCAAAUUCAAGCAUGAAGUGGUGCUCGGCAUAGUCAACAUUAGAUCACCCACUGCGGGAUAUGUCAGGAAGACCAUUGCAAAACCUAUUUGCCACGAAAAUUACGUUGCAUCAACGACCCAAAAUGAUGUGUCCCUGCUUCCAUUCGAUAGCCCGGUUACUGCAACGAGCAAUAUUCAAUGGAUCAAUCUGCCUCAACCUUCACUCGCGUCCGCUGAUUUGGUCGGCACGAAAGCCAACGUUAGCGGCUUUGGCAGAAUUUCAGAUAGCAAUCAAAUUACGAGCAACACGCUGAAGUACGCAACUCUUACAAUCACCACUGACGCGUCGUGCACAACCGAGUACGGCGCGAAUUGGUACUUUUCGAAUGUGAUGAUGUGUGCAAAAGCACCAGCCGCAGACCAAGCAGACUGCAACGGCGACAGCGGCGGAGCUCUCGUAUACAACAACGGCUCUGCUUGGGUCCAGAUCGGAAUUGUGUCGUGGGCAGGCAGCUCUUGCCAGACGACGUCUUCCGUGUAUACAAGGGUCACGUCAUUCGUGAGUUGGAUUACUAACAAAAUGAGUGCACUUGACGGCGGAGUUACCAGCGCUCCUAGCACUGCCAGCACCAGAUCUAGUACCACAAAAAAACCUACAACACCAACUGCUACAAAACCGCCACAAUGUGCACCCAAAGAUUUCAAGAACUUGCAAAGGAAGUGCUGCUCUCCACCUGCUAAAGAUUUGUUAGCCAAGACGUUUAACAAGGCAGUAGAAACCAUUUGCAAAAAGGUUGGUGGUGACAACACUGCAUUCAAUUUGUUCGCCCUCAACAAGCUGCAGAAUGCUAAGAAAAAAACCAGCCUUGAUUUGACCGAUUCUGCCAGUAUGGCAAAGCAACUCGCCAAAGCUGCUUGCUACAUUUCAUGCUUCCUCAACCAAACAGGAGCUGUCGAUAGCACUGGUGUCAUCGAUGUUUCGGCGUUGACCACCCAGCUGAUCGCAAAUCAAGACCCCUCUGGUCCCUGGGAUGAAAUUAUAACGGCGGCAGUUAGUAACUGCACAUCCCUAGUCAACGAGUUGCCCCUGCCAGACUUGCCAUCUGGCAAGUUGAAGUGCAAUCCCAGCGGUGCACUUGUAGUGCAAUGUGUUUUGGCCAGAAUCAUUGAUGUGUAA